This is a messenger RNA of Penicillium angulare, 270 nucleotides long. RefSeq lists its product as uncharacterized. NCBI's taxonomy places the organism in Eukaryota, Fungi, Ascomycota, Eurotiomycetes, Eurotiales, Aspergillaceae. The transcript has 3 exons. The record is from RefSeq and is a predicted model, not a curated record. Bases 1 to 270 code for a protein of 89 amino acids.
AUGGCCAUAAGUCCCAGCAUCUUGGAGGCGACUAAAUUGGCAAUGCUUCUUGAUUUGACUAUAUUCCACUGGUUUGUAAAUAGAUGCAAUUUAACCUCUUGUCCCGCUAUCAGUGGCCGUGAUGAUUCUCCCUCAGACGGCGGAGUAUCGAUUGUUGGCUCAACUUUGGAAGGGGUAGCUAAGACCCAGGAGAAGGUUGUCAAGAUAGUUGACGAAGGUUCAGGCGAUGUUUUCAUCCAUGAGCCCAAUCUUGACCAAGCUCCCAAUUAG